AGAGAGAGAGAGAGAGAGAGAGAGAGAGAGAGAGAGGGAGAGACAGAGAGAGGAGGUGUGGAGGUCUGCAGUGAGGAGUGUCUCUGUCUCCUGAGUUUCACCUGUGGUCUCUCUCUGUGAGGACAGUGACUGGGCCGUGUGACUCCGCUGUGUUUAAGUGUGUGAACAUGGCGGGUACAGUUCCGACUCUCCCAGAGUCUUUUGCUCCGAGUUCAGACAGCGUCUUUUCAGACCAGUUUGGGUUCUACUCCCUGGACUCCAACGUUCCUGGACUUUCCAAAGUCAUCCUGGACAAACUGAACAUGAAGGAAUAUUCAGAAUACAGGGCUGUUCUGGAGGGGAAGUCUAAGGUUGGUUUCCGUUCUCAUAAGGAGAUGUUUCAGAAACUGGAGGAGACGUUUCAGUUCUGUGCCUACUGCUCUAAACUCCCCUCCAACCUGCCUGAUCCCAAAGCACUGAAACGCUGCAUCAAGUGUCUAAAUGUGUAUUACUGCAGUAAAGACUGCCAAAAGAAGGACUGGCCUCUCCAUAAGAAGUUUUGUAAGAUGCUACACAUGGUGGCCAUAGACCGGCUGGUGGAGUGGCUCAUUCACACAGGAGACUUGCCCUUUCUCACGGAGGCAUGGUCUCGUCCCGCUAAAGAGAUACGAUGCUGGGAGGACUGGCUAUCCAUGCAGGGUGACCUCACACCCCGACUGGAGCCCAUCAUGUCUAGCAAAAACAUGACAGACCUCUGGGCCAACGCCUGCAGACCACGACCAGAGGACGCAGAACUUCAUGUGUCUAUGUGGCGUGUGUGUAGCGAGUUUCUCUCACGUCCACUGACGAUAGGUCUGGGGAUUCGGAUGUGUUGUCUGGACCCAUAUUCCCGUCCGCUGACCAUCCACCUGGUGGGUGCCGGUCAUAAUGAAACCCUGGGAGCCAGGACUACGGACCUAGACGAGCUGAGUCGCAUGUUCCCUGGCCACCAGGGCCUGGAGGUGGUGAUGGUGGGGCCGGAGGUGGUCCAGGGGCCCAUCAUGAGGCCACCACUGAGGGCGUUUGGGCCCAGAGGAAGGGUUUACAUCAGUGCCUACAAGGGCCUCUACCACCAAUUCUGGGAGGAAGUUGUGGAGAAAGGAGAGGCAGCCAGACCCGAUCUUGUGGUGGGAUUUCAUCCAGGGUUCCACGCGUCUCAGGGUUUGGGAGAAGGUUGGUUGCCCACACUGCUCCUCCUCAGAGAUUACAACAUACCCUCACUGUUCACCAUGUACAAUGACGGUGAGCUGCAGUACUCUCUGCAGAUCCUGCUGGAGUUGGAGAUGGACAUUAAGGGCACUGGGCCGAACCCCUUCAGUUCCCAGAAGGCCGAGCAGGUGCAGUCCUGCCCCAACAAACAGCCCAGCUACUGCAACGCCUUCUACCUCUACUUCCAGGGUCUGCUGGACACGGCGCUGGAGGAGGAGCUGGAGCAGUAGAACAUAAAGCUGCUCUAGUGCUGGUUCUUCACACACACUGCUAUCAGAACAAGCCUACAGAAUUACUUCACCUCCAGUAGAACUGAUAGGACUUCAGAUGUUCAGAGGAACCUUCUGACGAAGUCCAGCACACAGUGACCUUCCUGACGUUUGGGAUUUUUGCAGUUUUGUUUUUUCUCAGAUGUGUUUUUUUUCUUGUAAGUGUCCUCAAGCCAGCAGAUAUCUUUAGAGAACAUGCUUCAACAGGACAGUCUAGAACAGAACAGUAGCACGUUAGAAAGUACAUGUAUGUAACUUUCUGGAACUAGAAUAGAGGAACCUUAGGUUGCACAUGAACUGAAAGAACCCAUUGCAUUCUCAUUUUUUUCCCAUGGUGAAAUUGUUCUUCAGAUGUGUUGUAUAAGGUUCUAUAUAGAACCUUUCUGAAAAUGGUUCUUUAUUGCAACAAUGUUACAACGACAGCCUGACAUUGUCAAAAUCCUUAAAACAGUUAAAUAGUGCUGGAUAGAACCAUAUACAACAUGUUUUCCAUCAGUCCGAAGAACCAUUUCACCAUGGAACUAUUUAACGGUGCAGAUGGUUCUUUGAAUGUUCAUAGUUCUAUAAAGAACCCCUGAAGAACACUUUUUAAAGAGGGUACAAAUGGCACAGUGGAAUGUUAGAAUGUACAUGUAUGGAACAUUCUAGAUAAUAAGCAGAGGAAUGUUAGAUUCUGUGUGUGGAACAUUCUAGAUAAUAAACGGGAAUAUUCGAUUGUGUGUGUGGAACAUUCUAGAAGCAGAACUGUGGAUGCACUGGGAAGAGAUUAAAAUAGUCAGAGAGGCUCUAA
Pygocentrus nattereri (red-bellied piranha) is the source of this 2286-nucleotide messenger RNA. It is a transcript of the gene mss51, whose product is annotated as putative protein MSS51 homolog, mitochondrial. The record is from RefSeq and is a predicted model, not a curated record. NCBI's taxonomy places the organism in Eukaryota, Metazoa, Chordata, Actinopteri, Characiformes, Serrasalmidae. Bases 168 to 1457 code for a protein of 429 amino acids. The transcript has 7 exons.